Messenger RNA from Melitaea cinxia (Glanville fritillary), 1362 nucleotides. Its product is annotated as retinol dehydrogenase 13-like. The coding region runs from base 1 to 960 and encodes 319 amino acids. The record is from RefSeq and is a predicted model, not a curated record. Lineage: Eukaryota; Metazoa; Arthropoda; Insecta; Lepidoptera; Nymphalidae. The transcript has 5 exons.
AUGCCUAUAUUUAGCGGACGUUGUUGUAGUACUGCAAAAUUAGUUGGAAAAACAGCGAUCGUUACCGGGUGUAAUACUGGUAUUGGAAAAGAAACUGUUUUAGAUUUUUAUAAAAGAGGAGCCAAAAUUAUUAUGGCUUGCAGAAGUACUGAAAAAGCUGAAGCUGCUAAAUAUGAUAUUGAACAAAAAUGUAAAGAUUUAUCAGAAAAGGGUGAUAUUGUUAUUGAAAAAUGUGAUUUAUCAUCACUGAAAUCUGUGAGAGAAUUUUCAAAAAAAAUUCUAAAUUCAGAGCCACAAAUAAAUAUUCUCGUGAACAAUGCAGGGGUAAUGAUGUGUCCGAAGGGAUUUACGGAGGAUGGGUUUGAAACACAAUUUGGUACAAAUCAUUUAGCCCACUUUCUAUUGACAAUGUUGCUCUUACCUCGUUUAAGAAAUAGUACUCCAGCAAGAAUUGUGACGGUUUCAUCCAGUGCUCACACGAGGUAUGGUAUAAAUUUUGAUGAUUUAAACUAUGAAAAAAGGCAAUAUAGUGCAGCAGAAGCAUAUUCGCAAAGCAAAAUAGCCAAUGUCUUAUUUUCUAGAGAAUUGGCUAAUAAGCUAAAGGAGAAUAAUAUUGACGGUGUAAACACAUACUGCCUUCAUCCAGGAGUAAUAAGAACUGAGCUCGGCCGUCAUUUGGACAGUGUACUGUUCAAAGGAUCAAGAAGAAUGAUAGGACUCGUGUUAUAUCCCUUCAUGAAGACUCCAGAGCAGGGUGCUCAGACAAAUAUUUAUUGCUCCGUUGAUGAGAAAUGUGCAAAUGAGACUGGCUUAUAUUAUUGUGAUUGUGCCGUUACCAAUCCAGACAGAAAGGCGCUUAAUGAUGAAUAUGCAAAGAAAUUAUGGGAGAAAUCUGUAGAAUUUGUCAAGUUGGGUGAUUACAAUCCUUUUACAGCACCUGACCCAGGAGUCAAAAACUGAACAAAUCAUCGAUUUAAUGACUAAGCAGUUUUAAAUAUAUAUAUUUAGACACAUUGCACUACCUCGUUAAAGAUAUAUAACUUAUGUUCGGUCUAUUGCUGAAUAUUUAGGUAUUCCCUCACACCUAAACAUUAUCACACAAAUGAGAUGAAUGUUGAUGAGCUCAUAUAAUUGUAAGAAUGGUAAAAUAUGCACUGAAGUAAAAUGCACGCUUUGGCCUAAUUUAUUAAGCUCGACCCCAUAGGUGUGCUAUAUUGGUUACUUACUUAAAUAUUAAUUAUUUUUACAAAUGUAUUAAAGACUAUUUACACUUUCUUUUUGUUGUACACUAUUUGUACACUUUUUCCUAACUUUACGAAACUAAAUUGAAGUUUUUCUACUUAAUAAAUUUAAUACUAAUGU